AGGCUCCUCAUCCUUCUCCCCUUUUAAGCAUAUUUGUUCAUAUUUUACAAGCGACCAAUUAAGCCGAAUCUCUCCUUUUCCCUAGCAAUACUUCAAGAAAGAGAGAGUUUGGUGUUCUGGGCUCUAUUUUUUUGAAGUUUCUUGAUUUCUAGACUUGUUUGUUUCCUGAGGAAUUUAAAGAAAAUUCAAGAAUGGCAAAGAAUGUGGGAAUCCUCGCUGUGGAUAUUUACUUCCCUCCUACCUGUGUUCAACAGGAAGCCCUGGAGGCCCACGAUGGUGCAAGCAAAGGGAAAUACACAAUUGGACUUGGACAAGAUUGCAUGGGAUUUUGUACAGAAGUGGAAGAUGUUAUCUCAAUGAGUUUGACAGUUGUGAGUUCACUUCUUGAGAAGUACAAUGUUGAUCCAAAACAAAUUGGUCGCUUAGAAGUUGGCAGUGAGACCGUUAUUGACAAGAGCAAAUCCAUUAAGACCUUCUUGAUGCAAAUCUUCGAGAAAUGUGGAAACACUGACAUUGAAGGCGUUGACUCAACUAAUGCAUGCUAUGGAGGAACUGCAGCUUUAUUCAACUGUGUCAAUUGGGUUGAGAGUUGCUCAUGGGAUGGACGAUAUGGGCUUGUUGUGUGUACUGACAGUGCGGUCUAUGCAGAAGGGCCUGCUCGACCAACUGGAGGAGCUGCUGCCAUUGCCAUGCUAGUCGGUCCGGAUGCACCUAUUACUUUUGAAAGCAAAUUUAGGGGGAGUCACAUGUCUCAUGUCUAUGAUUUCUAUAAGCCCAACCUUGCCAGUGAAUAUCCGGUUGUGGAUGGCAAGCUUUCCCAAACAUGCUACCUCAUGGCCCUUGAUUCCUGCUACAAACAAUUUUGUGCCAAGUACGAGAAAUCAACAGGCAAACAAUUCUCUAUUUCUGAUGCUGCCUAUUUUGUAUUCCAUUCUCCAUAUAACAAGCUUGUACAGAAAAGUUUUGCUCGUUUGGUGUUCGAUGACUCUGUGAGAAAUGCCAGCUCUAUUGAUGAGGCUGCUAAAGAGAAACUAGCACCAUUUUCAACUUUAUCUGGUGAUGAAAGCUACCAAAACCGGGAUCUUGAGAAGGUAUCCCAGCAAGUUGCAAAGCCUCUUUAUGACGCAAAGGUGCAACCAACCACUUUGAUACCCAAGCAAGUUGGCAACAUGUAUACUGCAUCUCUCUAUGCGGCAUUUAUAUCCCUUCUUCACAAUAAAAGUAGUGAAUUGGCGGGCAAGAGGGUUAUAUUGUUCUCAUAUGGAAGUGGUUCGACAGCCACAAUGUUCUCAUUGAAAUUACAUGAAGGUCAAAAGCCAUUUAGCUUGUCAAACAUUGCAACCGUGAUGAAUGUCUCAACGAAGUUGAAGUCAAGGCAUGAGUUUUCUGCAGUGAAAUUUGUCGAAACUAUAAAUCUAAUGGAGCACAGGUACGGAGGCAAGGACUUUGUGACGAGCAAGGAUUGUAGCCUCUUGGCUCCAGGAACGUACUAUCUGACGGAAGUCGACUCUAUGUACCGAAGAUUUUAUGCCAAGAAGCCUGUGGAUGGUGCUUGCGAGAAUGGUUCACUUGUCAAUGGUCACUAAGCCACUACAGCUGCAAUGGGCCAAGGAUUCGGCUCUUACUUUUAGAUAGGUGUUGUUGUCAAGUCCUAAGAAGAAUAUUCAUGCUUCCUUUAAGGUUCGUAUUUUAAAAUCAAAUAGUUGGUUGAUUAGCAAGCAAGGGUUCCGAGUGUAAUUUUCAUUCCACCUAAUAAAAUCUCUCUCUAUGAGAGUUUUGUUA
Populus trichocarpa (black cottonwood) is the source of this 1782-nucleotide messenger RNA. RefSeq names its product hydroxymethylglutaryl-CoA synthase. Gene Ontology annotation, biological process: acetyl-CoA metabolic process. The transcript has 12 exons. Gene Ontology annotation, molecular function: hydroxymethylglutaryl-CoA synthase activity. Bases 192 to 1586 code for a protein of 464 amino acids. NCBI's taxonomy places the organism in Eukaryota, Viridiplantae, Streptophyta, Magnoliopsida, Malpighiales, Salicaceae. The record is from RefSeq and is a predicted model, not a curated record.